Molecule: messenger RNA, 501 nt
Organism: Xylaria bambusicola
Lineage: Eukaryota; Fungi; Ascomycota; Sordariomycetes; Xylariales; Xylariaceae
Exons: 5
Coding region: 1-501 (166 amino acids)
Molecular function (GO): RNA binding
Source: RefSeq, a predicted model, not a curated record
AUGGCGAAACUAUUCAUUGGAGGCCUUGCAUGGCACACCGAAGAGACAACUUUACGGCAGAAGUUCGAAGAGUUUGGUCCUAUUGAGGAAGCAGUUGUUGUAAAGGAUAGGGACACAGGUCGAAGCCGUGGCUUUGGUUUUGUUCGAUAUACUAGCGAGGCUGACGCCGAAAAAGCCAUUGCUAGCAUGAACAAUGUCGAGUUCGACGGGCGAGAAAUUCGCGUCGACAAAGCCUCGGAUGCAGGACCAAAGAAUAGUUACGCCCGAGGCAGCUCAUAUCCGGCCCGGGGUGGAUAUACACAGCAGCCACAGAUGUAUGCAUCUUACGGAGUUCCAAAUGCCGCGGUGAUGUACCCACAGACGUCUUACGGCAGGGGAGGCUAUCCACCACAGAUGGUCGCUUAUGGCACGCCUCCGCCACAAGGCUAUGGUAUGCCAGGACCGUACGGCUAUCCAGAGCAACAAGGUGGCCAACAGCCUCAAGGGCCACCCCGAUACUAA